Molecule: messenger RNA, 687 nt
Organism: Suricata suricatta (meerkat)
Lineage: Eukaryota; Metazoa; Chordata; Mammalia; Carnivora; Herpestidae
Gene: NKX1-2
Product: NK1 homeobox 2
Exons: 3
Coding region: 1-687 (228 amino acids)
Source: RefSeq, a predicted model, not a curated record
AUGCUGGCAUGGCAGGACGGCGGAGCCAAGGCGGCUCCCUCCCACCACAAGAUUUCCUUCUCGGUCCUGGACAUCCUGGACCCGCAGAAAUUCACCCGCGCUGCGCUCCCGGCCGUGCGUCCUGCUCCCCGGGAAGCCAAGAAAAGUUUGGCGGAGGCCGAAGCCGGGAAGGACGCCAGCCCCGGGGACUCAGCUCGGCAGCGGGAGAGCCCUGAUGCUGCGGACCGCGGCGCGGGCGCGGCGUCCCCCUUGGAAGGCUCGGAGGCGGAGGACGCAGAGGACGAGGAGGAGGAAGCGGAGGACGCGCGGCGGCGGCGGGCUCGGGAGCGGGCUGCGUGCCUGGAGGCUGACCCAGCGGGUUCCGCCGAGUCCAGGGCGGCGGCGUUGGCGGCUGGGGAGCGGGUCACCGGCGGGCCGGCCGGCUCCCCGGGCUCCCCGGGCUCCCCGGGCUCCCCGCGGCCCCGGCGCCGGCGCACGGAGCCCCGCUGCGGCGGCGGCUCGGGAGGCAGCCCCGGCGCCCCCGGCCCGGGCCCACUGCCCUUCCAGACUUUCCCCUCCUACUCGGCGGCCAACGUCCUCUUCCCGGCCGCCACGUCCUUCCCGCCGACGGCCGCAGCUGCCGGGGGCCCCUUUGCGUCCUUCCUCGGACCCUCCUACCUGACCCCUUUCUACGCCCCGCACCUAUGA